Molecule: messenger RNA, 417 nt
Organism: Saccoglossus kowalevskii
Lineage: Eukaryota; Metazoa; Hemichordata; Enteropneusta; Harrimaniidae
Product: putative nuclease HARBI1-like
Source: RefSeq, a predicted model, not a curated record
AUGCUGCAUAACGAACUACCACCUAACUUACAUCUACUUGGUAAUUCUGCGUAUGCAUUAUCAACGUAUGUUCUAACGCCAUAUAGAGAUAACGGGCAUUUAAAUGCAGUAGAAAAACAGUUUAAUAAAUGCCAUUCGUCCACACGUGUUGACAUCGAAAGGGCGUUCGGGCUAUUAAAGUGUAAAUUUCGACGUUUAAAAUACCUCGAUAUGUAUUUGCUGACAGAAAUUCCCACUGUCAUUGUAGCUGCAUGUGUAUUGCAUAACAUUAGAUUAAUUUAUGAAGAUAUUGAUGAGGAUUUAGAUGGACUUGUAUAUGAUAAUAAUGAUGGCGACAAUAACGAUUACUACUUGGAAAAUAACAAUCAGGAAGCAGCAAGGGCAAAGCGACAGGAAAUUGCGAAUUUGUUGUUAUAG